Messenger RNA from Trachymyrmex septentrionalis, 648 nucleotides. RefSeq lists its product as uncharacterized. Lineage: Eukaryota; Metazoa; Arthropoda; Insecta; Hymenoptera; Formicidae. The transcript is spliced from 2 exons. The coding region runs from base 94 to 648 and encodes 184 amino acids. The record is from RefSeq and is a predicted model, not a curated record.
ACUAGUCAAUUCACCGCUACCCCUGUAGCGGCCCUUCCGUCCUACUCUCCUAUUCACCAACACAUACGUACACACCGUUCACAUACCUCUGACAUGAUCAACGACAAUAAUACUUAUCGUAUUGACGUAUCGCUGUUAUAUGCGCGAUCACCGAGAGAAGAAGUUGAUAACAAGUUGAUGACAAAGUUGAAGACGGCGAUGAUGAUGACGAUGUUGAAUACGAUAACGACGACGACGAUAAUGAUGAUGAUGAUGAUGGCGAUGAUGAGAAGAACGAUGAUAUCGAUCACAACGACGACUACUAUGAUAUCGAUCACAACGACGAUAAUGAUAAUGACGACGACGGCGAUGAUGAUGAUGAUGAUGAUGAUGAUGAUGAUGGCGAUGAUGAGAAGAACGAUGAUAUCGAUCACAACGACGACUACCACGAUAAUGAUGACGACGACGACGACGACGACGAUGAUGAUGAUGAUGAUGAUGAUGAUGAUGAUGAUGAUGAUGAUGAUGGUGAUGACGACGAUAAUGAUGAUGAUGAUGAUGAUGAUGAUGAUGUUUACGACGACUAGAGCGAAGGAGAGAUGUUUUUUAUACUUAUUUUUUGCAAGAAAACGGUGGCGAAAUAAAGCUUUUUUAUGUAUUUUUACAUAA